AUGAAUGUAUACUUUCACCUUUGCGGUGUGGCUGGUCUCUCGGAGGAAAGCCGCAUUGAGUUCACGGGUGAGAUGGACGGGCUGGCGACCUUGAUUCUUCAUGAUGUGGAGUACAAAAUAGUCUCUAGGGGGUUCUGGCAAUAUCAUCAUUAUUGGUGCAAAAUUGUCAAAUAUCUUGAUGGAGUCAGAGGUGUUUGGUUCUUUGACGAUCACAAAGACAACGGCCCCGCUCAACUUCUUGGACAAGAUCUUUCUUUGAUAUCUGGGAUGCAAGCAUCAACAAGUUGGCUGAUCUACUCUUGCAAACCUUCCGCGGUCAAACAGAAGGUCAUAGAUUCUGGCAUUUCGAAGAUCCCGGCCAAAAAUCCGGAUGCCCAGGGUGAUUUGCCUUUUAUUUCCGCGCAAGACUUGGAAGGGGAAGAGGACCAGCUCGAUGAAGCCUUCCCUGAUAUCAAAGGCAUCUUGGAGACAGUUCAAGAGGAGUCUCCAAGGACUCACACCUCGGUUCCAGUUCAUAAGGCCAAGGAUGCCUUUUCUUCCGCUAUUCCUCCGGAGGACAAACCACCAAAGGCAGAAAGUCUCACUACGGUGCCUACUCUUGGGCCUCAUCCACCGUCUCAAGGUGAGAAGGCCAAGGAGGCUUUCAACCGAGUCUCUUUCUCAUCUUCAGCUCCAGUGAAGAAGACGCGCGUCGAUGUGGAAGAUAGUGUUCAAGUUCCAGCGACGUUACCCAAUAAACCUAAACCUCAAUCCGCUGAAGCUUUGAAGGGUCCUCUCAGUGUCUGCCUGCGUAUCAACAAGCGUCAAGCAGAGUCUAGUCCAGUAAAGUCACCGUCUGCACCUCCUUGUAAAGAGGUGAAGUCAGCUCAAAAAGCUUCGAGGCCCAAGAAGAACGCCAAAGCCAAAGCAAUGGAAGUCAAAGAGAAUUUACCUGUGCCUGUAGAAGAUGUUGACAAGAAGGUCAAGGUGAAAGCCACGGCUAGGGCAAAAGGCAGGAAGAAAUGA
Molecule: messenger RNA, 1005 nt
Organism: Melampsora larici-populina 98AG31
Lineage: Eukaryota; Fungi; Basidiomycota; Pucciniomycetes; Pucciniales; Melampsoraceae
Exons: 3
Coding region: 1-1005 (334 amino acids)
Source: RefSeq, a predicted model, not a curated record